Molecule: messenger RNA, 1655 nt
Organism: Drosophila bipectinata
Lineage: Eukaryota; Metazoa; Arthropoda; Insecta; Diptera; Drosophilidae
Product: protein mono-ADP-ribosyltransferase Parp16-like
Source: RefSeq, a predicted model, not a curated record
UCACUUAGAUCCAGCACCAGUCUCGUGUGGGAGACUCUAAGAUUUUGUGACACUUUUCGGUUUGUUUCGGAAGACCCCAGAUAUUCCCUCGACGAGUUUUUAAACUAAUAACCCCCAUAAUAUAAUAUAUAUUUUUUAAACAGAGUUACAUUUCAAUCCAAAAGACACGACCCUUCUAAAUUGAACGUCCACAAUGCACUCGAAUGCGCCCUAUCACAGGCUCUUCGACACGAUCGCCUACGAUCUUCCACCCUGGGUGGACACCACCUUCAGCCACCGCGCCCCCAUGUGGGCGGGGCAGGCUUUCAUAUCCGGUUCGGGUAAUGGUGUAGGCAUUGGUGGUCCUGGAUCAACCACUUCAUCUUCUUCAAGUACUAGAAGCAACAUUAGCGGCGCAAGCUCUUCGAGUGGCUAUAUCUCUGAGACCGUUUCAGAGUCCAUAUUCAGCUCCUACUUCCGGCUGAAUGAUUUGGAGGGGAGACACAACUUGUGGUCCACCUGGUGUUCGGGCGGCGACAAUCAGAAUGAGCAUGCUCGUCAGGAUCGAGAUUCUAUCAGCCCGAGUACCCCGGAAACGGCCAUAGCGCUUCCUUUCAGUGCGUGGCAGAUACGAGCCAUGGAACGUUUGCGGGAACUCCUGGAGCACAAUCUCAUUGGCGUGGACGCCAAAUGGAUGCUGUUCGUCGCCUCGGUGAUGAGCUAUCGCAGCCGAAGCCUGUUCCGCGCCUGUGCUCCGCCCACAGUUCGUCCGCCCCUGGUCGGGCGAAAGCUGGACGGCCUGACCUUGGCGGUCAGCAAUCUGCCGGACAUGCUGCAGCUGCGGCGCCAGCUGAAAGCCAAGCACAUGCCCUGGGGCCCGCUGCCGGACGAGCGGGUGGCCCUGCUCCACUGGGUGCUGAUAGAGAGCAGAACUCCUUACCUGCGCCCGCUGCGGAGUCACGAGCGGUCGCACGUGUGGGCGAAAGUGGGCCAACGGCCGUUGGACGCGCCCAAUCUGGUGUUCCAGGUGGUGGGCGGCGGGCCGGACUCCCAGGUCGAAGGCGACCCCGCCAACGAGGCUGUCUGCGCCGCCUACGGCAUAACCCCGUCGACGUGGCUCUUCUAUUCCGGGGAAAUGGAUGCCCUGUAUCCGAUGAUCUGUGCUCCGGAGGAUCCGGGCCAAGAGGAACUCCAACUGCAGCAGGAUCUGAAUGUGGCGUGUGAUCGGGCGCCCGCCUGCGCCUGCUGGGGCCAAUCGCUGUGCGGCUCCGUGUUGCGCUGCGUCGCCGUUUGCCAAAUCCGCCAGGCCAGGCUCCAGGUGUGCUAUCUGCUCAUCUACACUGUCGCCAUGUCCCAGAGGCCCAAUCUCCGCGAGCUGAUGGGCGAGUGGCAGCAGGAGGGCAUCCUCCAGACAGAACGAUCCAAUCAGGUGGCCGACAAUACCGGCAGGAACAUGGACUCGCCGGCCAAGGGGCUAUUUUCGAGCAUCGAUUGGGGCAGCCUGCUCAAGAAUGUGGGCGUGGCACUAAACAUCCUCUGCAGCGGCCGCAGCUGGUAGAGAGGAUGCCCCUUAGCCCCUCAGCUGUGUAGCCUGCUCCUUGCAACCAAAAUUGUUUAAUUGUUUGACAAAGUUAUAUGCCGUUGCAUAUUAAACGCUUGAAGUAUGUCCAGGCGGA